AUGUCUGCUUCUUCUAUUAAUUCCAUCGAAAGAGUAAAUGAAGUAACAACUGAAAAAAAAGAAGAUUAUACUAUCACCGCUCUCGAUUCCCAAUCUUCAUUGGAAUCAGAUCUUCUUGCCAAGAAUCCAUUUUUAGAUCCAAAAGUUGAAGAAUACUACCGUCAAGUGUACAGUGAGUCAAAAUAUGAAAGUUAUUCAGCAUUUGACCCACACUUCACCUGGACCCCAGAAGAAGAAAAGAAGCUCGUCAGAAAACUUAACUAUAGAGUCGCUGCCGCUGCUUGUCUAAUGUUUGUUGGUUUACAAGUUGAUAGAGGUAACUUGGCCCAAGCAGUCACCGACAACUUGUUGGCUGAUUUGAACAUGGACACUAAUGAUUAUAACACCGGUAAUACCAUUUUUUUGGUUGCCUUCCUUCUUGCUGAAGUUCCCUCACAAUUGAUUUCCAAGGCCUUAGGUCCUGAUAUCUUUAUUCCUAUCCAAAUUUGUUUAUGGAGUGUGGUUGCCAUGUCCCAAGCCGCUCUUUCCGGCCGUACUUCUUUUUUCAUUACUCGUGCCAUUAUCGGUGCAUUAGAAGGUGGUUUCAUUGCUGAUUUAGUCUUGUGGUUGAGUUAUUUCUUUACCAGUAAGGAAUUACCAGUGAGAUUGUCGUGGUUCUGGACCACUUUGUCGUUGGUUGGUGUUUUCACUUCUCUUUUAGCUUUCGGAUUGUUAAGAAUGAGAGGUGUUGCUGGCUGGGCUGGUUGGAGAUGGUUAUUCUUGAUUGAAGGUAUCUUCACUUUGGCUAUUGGUAUUGGGUCUUUCUACAUGAUGGUACCAUCCGCCGUGCAAACCAAGAACUUUUUACGUCCAAAGGGUUGGUUCACUGAACGUGAAGAGAAGAUCGUCGUUAACAGAGUUCUCAGAGAUGAUCCUUCUAAGGGAACCAUGCACAACCGUCAAGGUUUAACAAUAAAGAUGUUGUUCAAGUCGCUUAUUGAUUUUGAUAUCUGGCCAAUUUACGCCAUUGGUAUUCUUGCUUAUAUUGGUCAAAACACAUUCGGUUCUUAUUUCGGGUUGAUCAAUAAACAAUUGGGAUUUUCCACCUUCAAUACCAAUCUUUUGGCCAUUCCUUAUCAAGUUAUCCACAUUAUCUUCUUAUUAGCCAUCACCUGGUUUUCUGAACGUAUCAAUGAAAGAACUUUGACAUGUAUCAUUGCACCAUUGUAUGCUACUCCAUUGAUUGCCUUGAUUAGAUGGUGGCCACAAGCUGGUAAGAAUGUUUGGGGUACUUGGACUUUAAACACUUUGUACUUGGGUCAACCAUAUAUUCAUGCCAUUUGUGUUGCUUGGGUUUCGAGAAACUCUAACUCGGUGAGAACUAGAUCGGUUUCAUCAGCUAUUUAUAACAUGUUUGUUCAAUUAGGUAACGUUGCCGCUAAUUUUAUUUACAGAAAGGAUGAUUUACCAUUGUAUCAUAGAGGUAAUAUGCAAUUGUUUGCUAUCACUUUUGCUUUGAUUCCUUUGUUGAUCUUGGUCAAGGUUUACUACAUCUAUAGAAACAAGCACAAGAGACAACUUUGGGAUGCUAUGACCCCUGACGAACAAGAAUAUUAUAGAAAUAACACUACUGAUGAAGGUGCUAGAAGAUUAGAUUUCUUCUUUGCUCAUUAGUAUAUAGGUACAAUAAAAAAUAAAACUGGUUUUGGAAAUUAUCUGUAGAACAAGUAAAUCUUGAAAAUUUCUAUAGAAUCUAUUUCUCUUCAUAUAACUCCAUGGCUAAUUUAACCAACUCGUCAAUGGUAUCCAAAACAGCAGUUGCCUGUUCACGCACAAGCAAAUCAGAGUCAGUCUCCAGAACAUACCGCAAUUUAACAAUUACCCUCUCCCUAUACUUUUCUGGGAAUGGAACCUUAUCACUCUCACUUGUACCCAAUACCAAAUCGUGAAUUAACACUACGGCACUACGUCUCAUGAUCGCCUUAUCUUCAUCCAGUUCCAAAUCCAAGAUUCCCAACGCGCAAUCCAAGGCCUGUUCCAAAUGACCAAGCAUCCCCAAUGGAUUGACUCGACAACAAGAACCCAAGAUUGACAUGGCAGACAUACGUAUCCGAUCGUCAACUACAACUUCACGUCGUUCAAUCAAUCGCAAAGCGGUGACGACGAUCGGUUCAGGCAUGACCCCGCCUUGCUGGACCCGUCUUAACAAAACUUCACCAAUUCGUAAUCUCUCAUCAAUGUCUUCGCCUGCCCCGUACAACUCACAGAGAGAAGUGACUACGCUGUCAUCAAACUCAAUCAUGGCUUCAAGCCCCUUGAUUACGUUUAGGUAAAUGAACGGCUCAGGGUCCUUCAAUUGAACCAAGUGUAAGUUAAUCACGAAAUCAACAGUGAUUAUUGGUGAAUGGGCUUGGAUCAAUUGUCGGAGUAAGUAAAGGCCAUGUGCACGGAUAGGAACUAAUGGAUCAUUGAGUGAUGCGAUGGCACGAGUAAGUACAAGUUUAUCAGACUCGUCUUGACUGAGUGGUUGGAGCGAACUUGUUCGUAAAUUGGCGAUUCUGGAAGCGAGCGCUAACGAUUGCAGGGUAUUGAGGCGAGUCAACGACUUUGAGAUUUGAUCAAGAAGAGAUUGACAAUCGGAAAAGUUUGUAGUUUCGGUAAGAAUGGCAGAUAAGAGUUGAAGCAAGAGUGAUGUCGUUUCAUCAGAUUCUUCUUCUUCUUCUUCAUCGUCAGAGUCUUCAUCUUCUUGUUUAGUAACAGGAUGACUUUGUAAGAAGGACGCAACAAUCUCAAGCAUUUCUUUAGGUGUUCUCGCCAAAAUAUCCUUAAAUUUAUUCCCUACACUUUCUAAAACACGUAAAUCAACCAACAUAAUAAAUGGAUUGCGUUGUUCCAAAGCAUCAUCAGAGCUCAACCAGCGUUUAAGCACGGACACAAACAAGGAAUUGACUAGCUCAUCCGUAAGAUCUUGUAAUAAUAUGACAAAGCAAUCAAUGGCAAAGUCUAAGUCGUUAAUGAAUUGAUUAACUUUUGCUUCUUUACUCUUGUUUUCAAAUUCCGCAUUUCUGGGGACAAUCUCAGUCAUUGAGUUGGGUCCUAGAGAAAAUUUCCACAGGUCAGUUCCAUCAGUAACGAGGUUCUUUGAAAUAUCAUCCAAUCCAGUCUCUACGACCGUGAAAUAACUAGUUAAUAAUCCAGAUACAACCUCGCUUGGUUUCUCGUGCUUUUUGAGAAAAGUGAAGUAUCCCCAGAGAGGAACCAAUAUCAGGCCAACUAUCUCCAGAUAGAGAUCAAGCGCUGGUGAUUUCUUGGUGAGUGAAAUCAACACAUUCACGGCAUUAUUCAAUUGAGCUUCACUAGUGACACCAUCCUUCGGAUUAAAAGCGUCAUGCAAGUGGCUUAAAAAGAAAUCAUGCACCACUAAUUUGUUCCUGAUCCAAAGUUUAUCAAUCACAUAACUGACACAGCUGGUAACCACUGGUCGAUUGAUAUUAACCAACAAAUCAUAAGCUUGUUGGCCGAUACUUGUAAAGUACGGUUUUGUUGCUAUAGUCUUCGGUUUCUGAAGGACAACAUCGGCAACCUGGUCGAAUUUUUCAAUUUGGAUAUCUUCAUUAUCGCGAAGCCCCAAGACGAAUUCGAUGAGACUAAGAAGACCAUCUGGUCGAGUAUAUACAAGUUGUUGAAGAUGGGCCAUUACAAAUUGAGCAAACAACCGUGGUGAUCCUGGCGUGGCUAGGAGUAGGGAGUAUGUCAGGUAUAAUUCGUAGGUGGAAGGAAUUGCUUCUAUCUGGUCAAAUUUGUCAAGUACUUCUUGAUGAUUGAAUUGUGUGAUCAAUGCUAUGGAAAUAGUGAGGAAAUCAGAGUAUCCU
Messenger RNA from Spathaspora passalidarum NRRL Y-27907, 3851 nucleotides. RefSeq lists its product as uncharacterized. NCBI's taxonomy places the organism in Eukaryota, Fungi, Ascomycota, Pichiomycetes, Serinales, Debaryomycetaceae. Gene Ontology annotation, cellular component: membrane. Gene Ontology annotation, biological process: transmembrane transport. Gene Ontology annotation, molecular function: transmembrane transporter activity. The coding region runs from base 1 to 1653 and encodes 550 amino acids. The transcript has a single exon. The record is from RefSeq and is a predicted model, not a curated record.